Molecule: messenger RNA, 4388 nt
Organism: Python bivittatus (Burmese python)
Lineage: Eukaryota; Metazoa; Chordata; Lepidosauria; Squamata; Pythonidae
Source: RefSeq, a predicted model, not a curated record
UACUGAAGAACUUUAGCCACCUGAACAUUCUAUUGAUAUUUUUCAUUCAAGGUGUGCUGAGCCUUGUUCACAAUUUUAUUUGUAAAGAAACAGCAUACAUUCAUAUAGCUGUUAUAUUACUGUCCUGUUCAUAUUUUGGUAAAGCUAAUCUGAUGCAUGAAGGAUCUUCAUGAAAUGUACUAGUUUCUCAGAAUUCCUAGGGUUUAUGAAUCAAAUGCAUGUACUUGGAGAUGCCAGUCUUAUACAGCUUGGCCAUCUGUGAAAAUAUUGCACGAUUCUGGUUUUUAUUCUGGUGGGUGGAGAACCAAAUGGAUCUUGAGAAUUUAUCUUGAUAAUAUUCCAGAUUAUCUGGUAAAUAGAACACAGUCCAUAGUUGCUUCUUCUAGGUUUCUGAGUGUCUUGGUCCUGGCUAUCUUAAUAAAACUACUGAAAUGUAAAUAAAAUAAAAUUAAUACCAUUCUCUGCAUACAACCAUGUGGUAGGAGAGUCCUAGACUGCCUAUAAAGACAGAAGCAUAAGAAUGAAAGCAACAUGAACAAAGAUUCACACAUCAUGCUGGGCCAUGGCUUACUUAACCAUGGUUUCUGGAACAAACCAUGACAUGACAUUUGACAAAGUUAAAGAAAUCAUGCUAUGGCUUAAUGUGAUGCAAUUUGCAGGAGACCUGUUUUAGGUGCUCAGGACAGUUUUAGGUGCGCAGAUCUCUCUAACAUAUUAAUUUUAUAGAUUAAACUUCAUGCCUUGUGUUUCAAAAUGGCCUGUAUAGUUUUUAAAAGUAGCUUUUAGAGAUAAUCAUGUUGAAUUAUCUGAGUUUAUAAAUUUUGUUAGCUGUAUAUAACAAAGUCUAGAUAAAUAUUUGCUGCUGUUAUAUAGUGCCCAGAUAUUGGAAUGGUUUCCCAUUCUGUCCACUAAGAAGUAGAUCAAAGAUAAAUUUUGAUCAGUGUUUUGCUAUAAGACAUUUAUUAAUCCCACCUCCCUGAGUCAAUAUUUAUUCAUUUUUACAUUUUUUUUAAUACUGCCUUUUUGCAAGGCUUUUAUUUUGUUUCUGUAAUGAACAGCCUGAUCUGUUGGAUCAAAACAAUUAGUUUCUCUACUGUGAUUAAUUAAAAAGUUGGCUGCUGGUACUAAUUGUGUCUUCUUUCUGCAAGGAAUGUUGAGUUCACCACACAGCUGCAAAUCGGCAAUCCCUUCCUCCUCAGGCUUGUUGAAGAUGGAACUCUAAUCCCUGCUGAACGAUGUGUCCCCAGUUCUAUCCUUCUCUUCCUCCUUUAGUCUCCUCCCCCUACACUUUAACUUCUUUUCUCCACCAAUUAUCUUUCAUACCCUUCUUUCUGGUGAGGGAAGCAGAGGAAUAUAUAUGAAAUCAUCAUAGGGUUAUCACUGGGUUUGGUUGAAGUUCCAAAGUGUAAAUUAAAAAAUUAUACUUGAUACUCUUAUGGCUAACAUGCAUUGGCUGAAUUUUUAUAAAUACUUAUUUGAGAAUAAGAUUGUCCUUAGUGAGAUCAACAGGGAGAUGCUGUGAGACUUCUUUUUCUUUUAUGCAGCUUCAUACUGGUGAUGCUACUGGAAUAUUACUUGUCCCAGUUUCUUUGUAGCUGCCACAUUGUGUUACCUGGAGCCCUUUGUUUCUUUGCUUUAUUUCAUGGGUCCAGGUGCUCCUGCAAAUUAAAUGGGUGUUCCACUCCUCCUACCAUCCAAAUUUCCUAACUGCCAAGGUUUGAAGAAUAAAGGAUCACUUCAGUUUGAAGACAAAUGGGAUUUCAUGCGCCCAAUUGUUUUGAAGCUUUUACGCCAGGAAUCUGUUACUAAACAACAAUGGUUUGAUCUAUUUUCAGAUGUCCAUGGAGUUUGUUUGUGGGAUGAUAAAGGCCCAGCAAAAAUACACCAGGCUUUGAAAGAAGAUAUUCUUGAUUUUAUUAAGCAAGCACAAGCGAGAGUGCUGAGCCACCAAGAUGAUACUGCAUUACUGAAAGCCUAUAUUGUAGAAUGGCGUAAAUUCUUCACACAAUGUGAUAUCUUACCCAAGCCAUUUUGUCAGUUAGAGAUUACUCUUAUGGGUAAACAAGGCAGCAAUAAAAAAUCGAAUGUAGAAGACAGUAUUGUACGGAAGCUCAUGCUAGAUACUUGGAAUGAGUCCAUAUUUUCAAACAUAAAAACUCGCCUUCAAGACAGUGCAAUGAAGUUGGUCCAUGCUGAACGUUUAGGAGAAGCAUUUGACUCUCAACUUGUCAUUGGUGUUAGAGAAUCUUACGUUAAUCUGUGUUCCAAUCCUGAUGAUAAACUCCAGAUUUAUCGGGAUAAUUUUGAAAAAGCAUACCUAGAUUCAACAGAGAGAUUUUAUAGAACUCAAGCCCCUUCGUAUUUGCAGCAAAAUGGUGUACAGAACUAUAUGAAAUAUGCAGAUGCUAAAUUAAAGGAAGAAGAGAAAAGAGCACUACGGUAUUUAGAAACAAGGCGUGAAUGUAACUCAGUAGAAGCACUAAUGGAGUGCUGUGUGAAUGCUUUGGUGACAUCUUUUAAGGAGACAAUUUUAGCUGAAUGCCAAGGGAUGAUCAAACGCAAUGAAACAGAAAAAUUACAUUUAAUGUUUUCUUUGAUGGAUAAAGUUCCUAAUGGAAUAGAGCCUAUGUUAAAAGAUUUAGAAGAGCAUAUUGUUAAUGCUGGAUUAGCAGAUAUGGUGGCAGCUGCUGAAACUAUUACUACUGAUUCUGAAAAGUAUGUAGAACAAUUGCUUACACUGUUUAAUAGAUUUAGCAAGUUAGUUAAAGAAGCUUUUCAAGAUGACCCAAGAUUUCUUACUGCCAGAGAUAAAGCAUAUAAAGCAGUUGUUAAUGAUGCUACAAUAUUUAAACUUGAAUUACCAUUGAAACAGAAGGGUGUUGGGUUGAAAACACAACCAGAGUCCAAGUGCCCAGAGCUACUUGCAAAUUAUUGUGAUAUGUUAUUAAGAAAAACACCACUAAGCAAAAAAUUAACCUCUGAAGAAAUUGAAGCAAAACUUAAAGAAGUGCUAUUGGUACUCAAGUAUGUACAGAACAAAGAUGUUUUUAUGAGAUACCACAAAGCUCAUUUAACAAGGCGUCUUAUAUUGGAUAUAUCAGCAGACAGCGAAAUAGAAGAGAACAUGGUUGAAUGGCUGCGAGAAGUAGGUAUGCCAGCAGAUUAUGUAAAUAAAUUGGCAAGGAUGUUUCAAGAUAUUAAGGUAUCUGAAGAUCUUAACCAGGCCUUCAAGGAAAUGCACAAAAAUAAUAAACUGGCCCUUCCAGCUGAUUCUGUGAAUAUUAAAAUUUUAAACGCUGGGGCCUGGUCCAGAAGUUCUGAAAAAGUUUUUGUGUCACUGCCUACGGAAUUAGAAGACCUCAUCCCCGAGGUCGAAGAGUUCUACAAAAAGAACCACAGUGGCAGGAAGCUUCACUGGCAUCAUUUAAUGUCCAAUGGCAUUAUAACUUUCAAGAAUGAGGUUGGUCAGUAUGACUUGGAGGUAACGACGUUUCAGUUGGCUGUGCUUUUUGCAUGGAAUCAAAGACCCCGAGAAAAAAUUAGCUUUGAAAACCUUAAGCUAGCAACAGAACUUCCAGACGCUGAGCUUAGGAGAACUUUGUGGUCUCUUGUAGCAUUUCCAAAGUUGAAACGUCAGGUUUUGCUGUAUGAACCUCAAGUCAAUUCGCCCAAAGACUUUACAGAGGGAACUCUCUUCUCAGUGAACCAGGAGUUCAGCUUAAUAAAAAAUGCUAAAGUUCAAAAAAGAGGUAAGAUAAACCUUAUUGGUAGACUGCAGUUAACCACAGAGAGAAUGCGAGAAGAAGAGAAUGAAGGGAUAGUCCAGUUAAGAAUAUUACGAACCCAGGAGGCUAUCAUCCAAAUAAUGAAAAUGCGGAAGAAAAUUACUAAUGCUCAGCUUCAGACUGAAUUAGUAGAGAUAUUAAAAAAUAUGUUCUUGCCACAGAAGAAAAUGAUAAAAGAGCAAAUUGAAUGGCUUAUAGAACACAAAUAUAUCAGAAGAGAUGAAUCUGAUAUCAAUACAUUUAUAUACAUGGCAUAGCCUAAGGAUUUACUGGAAAAUGCCGAGAAAUGUGCAUUGGAAGUGGUUUGGGCAGAAAAACUACAAGAAGACUGUGCUGUAAAAGGACUUGUUUGACCUGCAUUACUUACUCAGAUUCCUGCCUUACCUUACCAGAGGACUUUGUUUUGUCAAUCUCUUUUUUUUUUUUUCAGUUAGCAUGAUGGUGUUCCCUUCAUCUUGUGCACAUUUUUAACAGCAUGCUGUUUUUGUGGGGAAACUGCAUUCAUGGAGAGCCCAUUGUGAGAAUUUUAGGAUUUGAUUUGCACCUGGAAGAGAACAGAUCUGGGAUUUUUAUAUUAAGAGAACUUGCACAAUUUUUUUUUUU